This is a messenger RNA of Loxodonta africana (African savanna elephant), 4026 nucleotides long. RefSeq names its product KIAA1549 like. Bases 1 to 4026 code for a protein of 1341 amino acids. The transcript is spliced from 21 exons. The record is from RefSeq and is a predicted model, not a curated record. Lineage: Eukaryota; Metazoa; Chordata; Mammalia; Proboscidea; Elephantidae.
AUGUCAGGAAUAGACAAUCUGCAGAUAAAUGUCACCCCAACCCCGGAGUCAUUUCCUCACCAGAAGUUGUUACCAAUUUCACCAACAUGGCCUUUCUCAGAAGUCAAGUUUUCCUCAGCACUGGACAGGACCAAGGAUGUGCCGGGACUGACCCCUGACAACACAAGCUUGCUCCAGUUCGCCCAAACACCUCCGCCCAAGACACACCGCAGAACUAGGGCUCCCGAGGAUUUCUCCUCUUCCCUGUACCAAGGAAGUGGACACAGCGCCUCCCUUGAGCUUUCCAAGGAUUCUACCAAGUCCCUGGUCCAACCAAGACCUCACGGGGGAAAAGAAGCAGCCGAUGAGUCAGUGAAGUCCUCAGUGUCAUUCAAGGCAGAACCAACAGCAGCAUCAGCAGGCACGGUGUUUUUGAGGAAAUCAAGUCCACUGGUGCUGUCUGCAGCCCUGGUCGCUAAGGGCACUGGCAGCAGCCCUUCGGCUGUGGUCGCAGGAUUAGCCAAGAGCAGUUUGUCCACCACUCUAGCAAAAAAUAUCACAAGCAAGGCGGCAUCUGGCUCGAAGGUGACACCAGGGGCCAUCCAUACUGCCUUCCCAUUCACGCCAACCUCCAUGUUUGCAAGGACAGCACACACCAUGAGCACGCACACAGCCCUGCAAGGAAACAUGGGCAGUGCCUCUGGCCUAUUGUCCACAACACACUUCCCCAGGAAACCACAAGCCAUGCACACGGACCUUCCAAACCCCACCAACCCAGAGAUACCCAAAGUGUCCACCACACGCCCACUGACAAUCACGGCAGCGUUGACAUCCAUCACAGCUUCAGUAAAGGCGACCCGGUUGCCACCUUUGCUGGCAGAAAACACAGAUGCUGCUCUUCCUGCUGUGUCCACUGCAGUGGUCACAACUGGUAAAAUGGUGUCCAACCUGGAGUGUCAGAUGUCCAGUAAGCUCCUGGUGAAGACAGUUCUCUUUCUGACCCAGAGGAGACUGCAGAGCAGUGAAUUCUUGAAGCUCAAUGUGGCUAAAGGGCUCACACAGGCAUUGCGGAAGGCCUUCCACCAGAGUGAUGUCUCUGCUCACGUGGACAUUCUGGAGUAUUCUCACAAUGUCACAGUUGGUUAUUAUGCUACCAAGGGGAGGCUGGUGUACCUGCCUUCAGUAAUUGUCGAAAUGCUGGGUGUUUAUGGCAUCAGCAAUGUCACUGCAGAUCUGAAGCAACACACCCCAAACUUGCAGUCUGUGGCAGUACUUGCCUCCCCGUGGAAUCCUGAGCCUGCAGGCUACUUCCAGCUAAAAACAGUGCUGCAGUUUGUGAGUCAGUCAGACAACAUACAGUCCUGCAGGUUUGCCCAGACAAUGGAACAGAGGCUGCAGAAGGCGUUCCAGGAUGCCGAGAGGAAGGUCCUGAAUACCAAAAGCAACUUGGCAAUUCAGAUUGUGAGCACGUCCAACGCCUCUCAGACAGUCACCUUGGUGUACGUGGUGAGCAAUCAGAGCACAUUCCUCAACGGCACUGUGGCCAGCAGUCUUCUCAGCCAGCUCUCCGCUGAGCUGGUGGGAUUCUACCUCACCUACCCGCCGCUCACCAUUGCCGAACCUCUGGAAUACCCCAACCUUGAUAUAUCAGAAACAACCAGAGACUAUUGGGUGAUUACAGUGCUGCAGGGUGUGGACAACUCGCUCGUGGGCCUACACAACCAGAGCUUUGCCCGGGUCAUGGAGCAGCGCCUGGCCCAGCUCUUCAUGAUGUCUCAGCAACAAGGCCAGCGGUUUAAACGGGCCACCACCCUGGGAAGCUACACCGUGCAGAUGGUAAAGAUGCAGCGUGUGCCGGGGCCGAAGGACCCAGCGGAACUGACUUACUACACCCUGUACAACGGGAAGCCUUUGUUGGGGACUGCAGCGGCCAAGAUCCUGAGCACCAUCGACUCCCAGAGGAUGGCCUUGACCCUGCAUCAUGUUGUCCUUCUGCAAGCUGAUCCUGUUGUGAAGAACCCGCCCAACAACCUGUGGAUCAUUGCUGCGGUGCUGGCGCCCAUCGCCGUGGUCACAGUGAUCAUCAUCAUCAUCACUGCCGUGCUCUGCAGGAAGAACAAGAACGACUUCAAGCCAGACACCAUGAUGAACCUGCCUCAGAGGGCAAAGCCAGUGCAAGGCUUUGACUAUGCCAAGCAGCACCUGGGCCAGCAAGGGGCGGAUGAGGAGGUCAUCCCGGUGACUCAGGAAACGGUGGUCCUCCCACUCCCUGUUAGAGAUGCUCCAGCCUCUCAGGAAAGAGAGGCUGCUCCGGAUGGAAGCACCAUCAAGACCGCCAAGUCCACGGAAACCAGAAAGAGCAGGUCUCCCAGUGAGAAUGGCUCUGUCAUCAGCAACGAAUCAGGGAAGCCCAGCUCAGGGAGGCGCUCACCGCAGAAUGUAAUGGCACAGCAGAAAGUGACAAAGGAGGAGGCAAGGAAGAGAAAUGUGCCAGCGAGUGAUGAAGAGGAGGGAGCAGUUCUUUUUGAUAGCUCUGGCAAAGCGGCUGCGGAUCCCUUUGACUCGUCUUCUGGCUCAGUGCAGCUCAUUGCAAUAAAGCCCACUGCCCUUCCUGUGGUACACCCAGCCUCAGACAGGAGCCAGGAGUCAGCAGCCCUCAAUGGUGAGGUGAACAAAGCUCUGAAGCAGAAAUCAGACAUUGAGCACUAUCGGAACAAGCUGCGCCUCAAAGCCAAAAGGAAGGGAUAUUAUGAUUUCCCUCCAGUGGAGACGAACAAGGGUCUGACUGAAAGAAAAAAGAUGUAUGAAAAACCCCAAAAGGAAAUUGACCACAUCUUGGAUCCAGACCCAGAACUCUGUGCCCCAUUCACGGAGUCUAAAAACAGGCAACAGAUGAAGAACUCUGUCUACCGAAGCCGGCAGUCUCUGAACAGCCCGAGUCCAGGGGAAACCGAAAUGGACCUUCUGGUGACACGCGAGCGACCCCGGCGUGGAAUCCGUAACAGUGGAUAUGACACUGAGCCGGAAAUCAUCGAGGAAACGAACAUUGACAGAGUUCACGAGCCCCGGGGCUACACCAGGUCCCGGCAGGUGAAGGGCCACUCGGAGACAUCCACGCUGAGCUCCCAGCCCUCCAUCGACGAGGUCAGACAACAGAUGCACAUGCUGCUGGAAGAGGCCUUCAGCCUGGCGUCUGCAGGCCAUGCAGGCCAGAGCCGGCACCAGGAGUCCUAUGGCUCAGCACAGCACCUGCCCUACUCAGAGGUGGUGACCAGUGCUCCUGGGACCAUGACACGGCCCCGGGCAGGGGUGCAGUGGGUGCCGACCUACCGGCCAGAAAUGUACCAGUACAGUCUGCCCCGACCCGCUUACAGGUUUUCCCAGCUUCCUGAAAUGGUCAUGGGCUCUCCCCCUCCACCUGUACCCCCCCGGACUGGUCCUGUGGCUGUCGCUUCUCUCAGGCGAUCCACCUCGGACAUCGGCAGCAAGACACGGAUGGCCGAGUCCGCGGGGCCAGAGCAGGCCCAGCUGCACGACAGCGCCUCCUUCGCCCAGGUGUCCAGAGGCCCCGUGUCCGUGGCUCAGUUGGAUCAGUCGGCUUUAAAUUACUCAGGUAAUACGGUGCCGGCAGUGUUUGCCAUCCCAGCUGCCAACAGACCCGGCUUCACUGGCUACUUCAUCCCAACGCCUCCCUCGUCCUAUAGGAACCAGGCCUGGAUGUCCUAUGCAGGAGAGAACGACCUCCCGGGCCAGUGGGCCGAUUCGGUCUCUCUCCCAGGAUACAUCGAAGCUUAUCCGCGGUCACGUUAUCAGCAGAACUCACCCUCAAGGCUGCCUCGUCAGUACAGCCAGCCAUCCAACUUGCACCCCAGCUUGGAGCAAGCCCCAGUACCCUCCACAGCGGCCUCACAGCAGAGCCUAGCAGAGAAUGACCCGUCAGACACGCCCCUGACCAACAUCUCCACUGCAGCCCUUGUCAAGGCCAUCCGGGAAGAGGUGGCCAAGCUGGCCAAGAAACAAACGGACAUGUUUGAGUUCCAGGUCUAA